Molecule: messenger RNA, 5062 nt
Organism: Mizuhopecten yessoensis (Yesso scallop)
Lineage: Eukaryota; Metazoa; Mollusca; Bivalvia; Pectinida; Pectinidae
Product: probable methyltransferase-like protein 15
Exons: 6
Coding region: 111-1328 (405 amino acids)
Biological process (GO): rRNA base methylation
Molecular function (GO): rRNA (cytosine-N4-)-methyltransferase activity
Source: RefSeq, a predicted model, not a curated record
CUCGGAAUGUCUCGGACUCUUACACCCAAAACAGAAAAAAUAUUGUACGACGAGAGAAACUCGAAAGAACACGUGUGUAUUCUGUAAGGGGGUCGUGCUUGAUCUAAUCAAUGUCAUCCACUAGAACAGUGCUCCGUGUGAUUGGAGAGAUGAGAUUGGGAUCCUACUGCCAACGUCGACUAUUUCAUCAGAUGACAAAAAAAUACAGAGCGGGGACCGAGCGUAAAAAAAAUCCACUGUCAGUUGCAGGCUUGCAUGUUGACCCCCCUAUUGACACUUCACCAGGGCCCGUUGAUGUUGAUGGGGUCAAAGGUCAGCAACAGCAUAUUCCAGUAAUGGCAGAAGAGGUGAUGCAACAUCUCAAACCAAAAAAUGAACAGCUUUACAUUGACAUGACGUUUGGAGGCGGAGGCCACACCAGACAGAUACUGGCUCACGCCCCACAGGCAAGAGUGAUCUGUGUAGACCGCGAUCCAACUGCCAUCUCAAUAGCUCAGGAGCUGGCCAACAGCUAUAGUCCUGGUCAGAUCCAGACCUGUCACACAAAGUUUUCGCUGAUCCACACGCUCCUUCCUGAGCUGGGUGUGACCCCUGGGACAGUGGAUGGUGUGCUGUUUGAUCUUGGGGCGUCGUCCAUGCAGUUUGACCAGAAAACGAGAGGCUUUUCCCUCAGUGCAGAUGGACCACUCGACAUGAGGAUGGAUCAAAGCAGUGACAACAGCGAGCCCUCAGCAGCUGACGUUGUGAACGGUUUUGACGAGCUGGAGCUCGGGCUGAUCAUCAAGAAAUACAGCGGGGAGAAGAAUGCCAGAAAGGUAGCCCAUGCUAUUGUGGAGGCCCGCUCUGCGUUCGGCAGAAUCUCCCGCACACAACAGCUGGCUGACAUCAUCGCCAGUGCCUUUCCCGAACGUUUACAAUACAGUCGAAAGGACAAGCUAAAACGUUUGUCCCAUGUGGCUACACAGACAUUCAUGGCGCUCCGAAUAUUUGUCAACAACGAGAUGAACGAGGUAAACAAUGGCCUAGAAGUGGCGCACUAUUAUCUACGUCCAGGCGCAUGUUGUGUGACCUUGACCUUUCACUCCCUGGAGGACCGCAUCGUUAAACGACACUUCCACGACAUAGAUCUGGACUCUAAAGCUAACCUUAGUCUCCGUCAGAUGCGACACAAGAAGGCUUCUACAGCUGAAAUAGAGCAGAUCCUACACAAACGAUGGACACCGAUUAGUAAAAAGAUUGUCGCACCCUCAUCCUCCGAGUGUGAAAGUAAUCCACGUGCCCGGUCUGCCAAGCUGCGUGCGGCGGUCAAGAAUGAAACUAACCAGUGAUGAACAGAUUUAAUGAAACUUGGUCCAUGUUUAUCUCUUACAAAGACAAAGUUGAGCUAACUCUGUGCAUAAUUAUUAAUUAUAAUAUAGCUUGAAAUAGGGGCAAAGAAAGUGAUUCACAAACAAUUGAAAGAGUGUCAAUAUCAUACAUAUACUGUAGUGUACCAGGAAAUUUCCAGUCAAACUUUCACCCUGCACUCACAAAUCAAUUAUUGCCCAGUGUAAAUUCCGCCCCUUCACAUUUAAUUACUAUGUAUGUUACAUUUGUAUGCUGUUUACUUAUAUUCGCUGUAAAGAUUAAGUCGCCUUCAUUACGGCAGGUGAAAAGGAUGAACAAUUUAACUGCAGCGAAAAUUCCCGGUAUACAGCAUUCCUUCUGCUAAAGCAGGUCAGUCAAGUACAAUUGUUUUCUCUUUUCACGACAUCUUAGAAAUAAUUCUCAACUCUACAGAGUAAUAUAGUACAAAUGUAGGUUCUUACUGUAACACAUCCUUUCCAUUUUAAUACAUUUUGAAGAAUACAUGUGCAUAUUGUUCUGCGUCUGGGUUACUCGUGUCUUUUACAGGACUUCAACGAUAAGCAGAAAUAUUCAAUUUGAAUAUUGUUAUUUCAUUCAAAUCUGGUACAGAAGUUUGUAGAAAAAACCUCUGUUGAUCUUACAGUAAAUUUUGAUUAAAAUUUGCAUUAUUGUCUAGAUAGCAUUUUUAUGGCAAUGUUUAAUUCGCUCUCAAAAGGGGAACCGAAAUUAAAAUGGUGUAGCGGAACUGGACUGGGUCGAUCAUCGGCGACCAGAUAGCUCAAUUGGUAGAGCAUCUAUCUAGAGUUCAGAGAGUACCAGGUUCGAACCCUGGUCUGGCCAUGCAUUUUUCCUCCCCUUUUACAAUGGUGCAGAAAGUUCUCUUUUACAUAAUAUCAAAGAUAACAAUACCAUCUUUUCAUUUUAUACAAAAUAAUUUUAUUGCUGGAUUUCCAAUGAACAUCAUAAUACAUUAUAUCAUGUAUAAGUAAAGAUUUUCUAACAUUGAAAUUUUCAAUUCGUCUUUUAAAAAGAAAAUAAUUAUUAUUCAUUAUUCAAUGUUAUUGUUUAUGAUGUAUACAUGCGGUAGCAUGCUCCCAUUACACAAACCACAAAACAAUCGUGCUCCCAUAAAAUAUUAACCACAGAAUAGGGUAAAUUAGCAUAUUGUAUCUAUAAUCUCAACGGUUCCCAAAACUGAAACUCAACAGCAUAAAUAAGAUGGGGCCUGCUUGUUUAUGCAAAACAACGGGUUUUUCGGUUUUUAAAUGUAAGGUUUUCGUGUAUAAAUCCUUGCGGAUCUGCAAAUGUCUACGCAGGCAUUUGCAAGGCUUUGCCUCAAAUUACUAGGUCCGACCUUAAUUUAUAAACCGUUUGGAUUGCGAUAAACAAAGCGGUCAUGAUGUUGGUCUCAACAUUAUCAGGUCCGAAAAAGUGCAGAACAAAAUAUUCAAGAAAAACGUGUAUACAUGCAUUUAAAAUCACAACUGACGAAGGAGACAAUUUUUGACCUUUUCAGGACACUCAUGAUCACUGGCAACAAAUGGCCUGGCCAAGAAAUUUCCACAUUCCCGACCAUCACACCCUCUAGGCCUUAUUAUUCAAGAAGGUUUGAACUUAUCUUCAACAGCCCGAUAAUCUAGACAUGAUCAUAAUGACAAAUUAUCUAUGUAUUUUGUUUAAGAAAUCCUCACCAAACCGAUUUUCAAACAUCGUGUAUUACUCUUCAUGUAUACGCAUCGCUACAACCACAUUCUCCCCAUUUCCUAAUGACAUUAUGGGUAUGAUGUUUAUUUUACACUUGUCAUAUUAUUCUCCAAAUAAUUUUUCGCGAUCACAUCAUUGACCUGCAAAAUUGUGAAACAUCAAUGCUUCAAAAAUAUAUAUCCUGCUAUAAGGCAUCAUAUACAUCAGGGCUUUGUACUGUGUCCUAUAUAGGAGGACAGGGAGGCAUUUUUCACAUUAACUGAUAAGGAAAAUUAAUCAUGAUUUCAAGGAAAACUAACCAUACUUCAAGGAAAAUUAAUCAUGACUUUAUUCAGACUACCUCUGUAACUUAAAUAUAUAGAUGAAAUAUAAUAAUAUCUCAAUAAUAAGGGAAAUACGUCCGGGGAUACUGAAGUGUGUGAGGGGAACAGAGUGUUUUAUUUCCUUCUCAUGUGAUCAAUAUACCAAGCGAAUUAGACUAGCUGUUGUAUAGAUGAAAUAUAAUAAUAUCUCAAUAAUAAGGGAAAUACGUCCGGGGAUACUGAAGUGUGUGAGGGGGACACAAUGUUUUAUUUCCCUCUCAUGUGAUCAAUAUACCAAGCCAAUUAGACAAGCUGUUGUAUAAAUGAAAUAUGAUAUUAUCUUUUAGAUACACAUUAAAUGUGUCCAGUAUACAUGUUUUGUGUCAGGAAGCACAAAAUCCAGUAGAUAUAGUUAUACUGUUUACCGUGAAACUUUUGCCCUGUCAAAAAUUUGUCCUUUACUGGUAGAAUCCAUUGUCACCCAGUGAAAAUGUAUGGAAUGUUGUGUAUUUAUUUCCAAUGUCGAAAGAGACAAAAGUUAAACUGCAGCGAAAAUUUCCCGGUAUACAGUUUACAUUGUAGUAAGUGACACCGUUUCUGCAGCACUGAAUGCAUAUGGAAAUAAAAAGUCAUUAUUUAUUAUAAAACUAAAAUACAUAAAAAAAUAAUAUUACAUAUUGAAAAUUAACUGGUAAUACUUAGUAAUUUAAGAUACAUUGCAUCAUCAAUACAUACAUGUACUUUGCUUCAUCAAAUGCAUCACAUUUCGCAUGGGAACCCUAGACUACACCAAUCCCCAAAUUCAUGUUAUUCAAAUCACAUUAAAUCCCCAUUGUACAUUUAUCUGUAAGUGCGGGCUGCAGUGGCCAAGUGGUUGAAUCGUUAAUCUGUUUAUUGAAGCUACUUUUUUCUGAAACCUCUCUAUUCUGAAAAGUAGGGCGUAGAAUUGGUUUUAGAAUGAUUCACUUUAAUCAAGUGCAAACCAAUAAACUCUGAUACAACAGUACCGACCAGCCCUACAUCUGGUAUACUACAAACAGAAUCAAACUUAACAUUCAACUUAUAGAAAACAAACAUAAAAUUGUAAAAAAUGUCUCAAAUAUUUUUCAAGAUAUACAUGCAUACAUAUCCAUUGAUAUUUGGUCAAUCUUACCAUAAAUUCACAUAUCAAUUACGCUGUAUUACAAUCAUACAUGAAUUGUGCAUAAUGACUAAAAAAAUAGUAUAUAUUGUGUAAAUGGGGUUAUGAUUUAGUGACACCCUGACCUAUCAAGUUGGUCAGGGUGACUCCAACACUACCAACUCAGAUCACUAUUUACCUUAUUGGACGCUCAAAACUUAGCAUUAAUAUAAAGCAUAACAAAGUUUGUCAUACUACUCUUGAGAGAAAACAAAUGAAUAAAACCAAUUCUGAAAUACCAAUUUCCGGAAGGAAAGUCACAUGAUUUGGUGAUCACAUGGUGCAUUAAGAGGGGCAUGUAUACUUCUAGUAAAAUCAAUUAAUAGUAAACCAAGGUUGUCGCAGUUUAAGAUUGGUAAAUCUUUAUGAAAAUGACUGAAAUUUCACAUCCUCUAUGAAAAGGAUAUCUACUGACCAGUACUUGAUUGUCCGAUAUGCUGUCAGAAACUACACACCAGGGGCCUGUUCGUUUAUGCAGAACAACAGGUUUGUCCGUUUUUAAAUGUAACAAUUUCGGGUAUAAAUCCUG